This is a messenger RNA of Pseudophryne corroboree (corroboree frog), 1500 nucleotides long. It is a transcript of the gene IRF4, whose product is annotated as interferon regulatory factor 4. Gene Ontology annotation, molecular function: protein binding; DNA-binding transcription factor activity, RNA polymerase II-specific; RNA polymerase II cis-regulatory region sequence-specific DNA binding. Gene Ontology annotation, biological process: immune system process; regulation of transcription by RNA polymerase II. The coding region runs from base 12 to 1355 and encodes 447 amino acids. Gene Ontology annotation, cellular component: nucleus. The record is from RefSeq and is a predicted model, not a curated record. The transcript is spliced from 8 exons. Lineage: Eukaryota; Metazoa; Chordata; Amphibia; Anura; Myobatrachidae.
GCACAUUUGGUAUGAACCAGGACCGAGGGUGUGGAAUGACAUCGAUUAGCUGUGGAAAUGGAAAAUUGAGGCAGUGGCUGAUAGACCAGAUUGACAGUGGGAAGUAUACUGGGUUGGUGUGGGAGAAUGACGACAGAACCAUCUUCCGUAUACCAUGGAAACAUGCAGGGAAACAAGAUUACAAUAGAGAAGAAGACGCAGCACUCUUUAAGGCUUGGGCACUUUUUAAAGGCAAAUACAGAGAAGGCUUUGACAAACCAGACCCUCCCACCUGGAAGACAAGGCUCCGCUGUGCUUUAAAUAAGAGUAACGACUUUGAAGAACUAGUUGAGAGGAGUCAGCUGGAUAUAUCAGACCCAUAUAAGGUGUACAAAAUCAUUCCCGAAGGGUCAAAGAAAGGAAUAAAACAGCUUGGCUCAGAAGAUAACCAGCUAAUAGUGAACCAUCCAUUUGCUGUACCACAAGCUUACACUUCUUUACAGCCGCACUCUCAGGUGCCACACUUUAUGGUGUCUCAUGAAAGAAACUGGAGAGACUAUGUACCAGAACAACCACAUCCUGAGCUUCCUUACCAGUGUGCAAGUGUCCCCUUUGCAGCACGCAGUCACCUAUGGCAAAACGCUUCCUGUGAUAACAGCUAUCAAGUAACUGGAUCAUUUUACGCUUGCCCACCAUCAGAGUCUCAAACUCCCGGCCUUCCAAUAGAGCCAAGUAUACGGUCCGGAGAGGCCAUUGCAUUGUCAGACUGCCGGUUUCACAUCAGCUUAUAUUACCGUGAUACCCUGGUUGGUGAGCGAACAACAUCCAAUCCGGAAGGAUGCAGGAUUUCACAUGGACAAUGCUUAGAAAUAAGUCGCUUAGAUCAAAUCCUGUUUCCUUACCCUGAAGAUAAUAGCCUGCGGAAAAACAUUGAGAAGCUGCUGAGCCACUUGGAACGAGGUGUUGUUCUCUGGAUGGCUCCUGAUGGAAUAUAUGCCAAAAGACUGUGCCAGAGCAGAAUUUACUGGGAGGGACCUUUGUCUAUGUACAGUGAUCGUCCCAAUAAGCUAGAACGAGACUUGCCCUGCAAACUAUUUGAUACUCAGCAGUUUUUAACAGAAUUGCAAGCAUUUGCUCACCAUGGACGUCCAGUUCCAAGAUUUCAGAUCAUUUUGUGUUUUGGGGAAGAAUUUCCAGAUGCUCAGAGAGGAAGGAAACUAAUUACAGCUCAUAUUGAGCCCGUGUUUGCCAGACAGCUAAUUGGCUUUGCAGAACAAAAUGGAGGACAUUUUAUGAGAGGAUAUGAAUUUUCAGAUCUCAUUAGCAGCUCAGAAGAGUAUCACCGGCCAAUUCGCCAUAUCCCACUUCAGGAAUGAAGAUGACUGAUAAUCACUGACUAGCACGGACAUGAACACCUCCAUCUACUGCCGUAGACCCUUCUGUGGCGAGGAACACAACAAAGCAGAAGCUUCUAUUUUUAUCUGAGAAAUUUUCUUCUAACCUAAAGAUGUUUUAUUUCAC